CAAUCCAAACCAAUUAGGAUUUAGAAAUCGUCUGAUGGUCACAGAGGACCUAGCAAUAGGGCAUAAGAACAAAACUUGGAUCAAAAUGUAAACCAAACGGAAAAUAUGCCCUCGACUAGCCAAAUAAUAUGAAGAGUUAUUACUGUCUCUAUAAACUUGCUCAAUAGUCACAUCCCAAGGAUAGGAGAGCACCUUGCAAAAACGAGAAAGGAUUGCUGCACAAUGAUGGUCUGUUAGUGUUAGAAACCGACGGGUUGGGUAGGCGACUCCGAUCGGGGUGAGUGGGAGUGGCAGUUUGGUUAUUUUUUAUUAUUUGAUUAUAGUAUUUAAGAAUUGAGAACAGUAUUUUUCAGAUUAGUCAAUAAUUAAUUAUUCAAUCCAAAUCCCUAAAUUCUCAAUCCUCUCUCUCUCUUGUUCUUCUCCAAUCUCUCCCAAAUCCCUAAUUUCUUCUCUUCCCAAUCCCUAAUUCCCUUUGUAACUUCUUUGUUUCUAACAUUUGGUAUCAGAGCCUAGUUCCGAAAGGCGAGUUCGUCACAACUCUCUCAGGGACAACUUCCUACCAGAUCGUUAUCGAUGAGUUCAAUCAAGAUAUCGGAGCUGACGGGGGCUUGCAAGCAGGAAAAAACUAUGGGAGAUCGUGGAGUAUUGGAGGGAGCACGUGAUGCGUCGCAAGAAGGUAGAUGCGAAGGUUGGUGGUGUCGACGCGACGGGUGGGCAGCCUCUGACCACUGUGACUGGCGGAGACAAGGAGAACGCAGGGCAGCUGACUACAGUGUGCGCAAUGACGGACGACGAAGACGGGGAAGCCCUGGAAACUCGCGCGGAGGGGGAGCAGGAGCAGGUGGUCUCCCUGCACUCCGUGGCAGGCCAGCAAGCUAUCACCCUGGCCGACAGUGGGACAUCGUUGAAUUUCGUGGGCGAAGACUUUGCUAGGACACUACAGAGGGAGGCGAGUCCGACAACCCCGAUCGUGGUCAGAGUGGCCAAUGGUGCGCCAAUGCGGUGCACAUGGAUGUACCGAGACCUUUCGGGGAUUCGGUAUCAUCCUAGGGAUUUUGUGGCUGCAGAGUUUGGAUCCAAUCACCAGUGAUUGGAGGCGCCUGACGAUGUGCUUCAAGUGGAGUGUCAAUGAGUGGACGCUGCAAGGCCUGACCAUGGCAGUGGGGCCUAUCGAGCUCAAGGGAUGUCAAUCCAACCCGUAACCAUGGGUACCCUACCUGACCGUAACUGGUCAAUGAGGGUAAUUACCCGCUUUGACAGGUUAAGGGGCGGGUACGGGUAAUACCCGGUUUCAAAAUAAAUGGUAGGGUACGGGUAUGGUAAUCGAUAAUACCCGCCCUGUUAUACCCACCCCGCUAACCAAAGGGUCAAUUUUCCUAGCCCUAACCCUACCCAGCAGUCGAUUUUCCUUGCCCACACACAAGUGAGGUGCUUGCUCAGGCUCUUCUUGAAACUUUACUUGCUUGGGAUAUUGACACAAAGGUAUCUACGAUUACCUUGGAUAAUUGUUCUACUAAUGAUGCGUUGAUGGAUGUCAUGAAGCAUAAGUUAAGCAGUGAGCAUUUGAUGUGGUCUGGUUCUAAUAUUGUCUUUGCUGUUUUUGUUUAUGUGUGAAUUGUUGAAGCUAGAACAAAUAUGAUGUAAUGUGUUUUUGUUUGUGUGGAUUGUAAAAGCAAGAACAAUUAUUAUGUGUUCGCUGUUUUUAUUUGUGUGGAUUGUUGAAGUUAGAACAAUUACAAGUAUUGAGAAUUUUUAAUGGACAACAGUAUGUAUGUGCAUAUAUGUGUAUAAGUUCAUAUUUUAGAAUUUGUUCCCUUGGUUACCCGAAAACCCGUAGUUACCCAGUGGGUAGGGUAUGGUUAUAUCAUUUUCAUACCCGGUGGUUAUUUGGUCGGGUAUUUUAGGAGGCUCUACCGGACUUGUUAGGAGUUGGUAUAGGGUAAACCCACACCCGACCCUACCCAUUGCCAUCCCUAGUGGGGACCGCAGUCCUGCGUCGGCCAUUAGCCGCAGUGGGGGAGCAGAGCAUCGACCGGGAGCUGCAGGAGCUGCUUGAUCGGUACCAGGAGUUGUUCCAGGCGCCCACGACGCUGUGCCAUAGAUUAGUCCCUAACUUUCGAUCGUCAAUGAUACCAUAUAAAUACAAUGUUGUUUAUUUCCGUUCGAUCUCGUAACGUUUCCACCCAAAAAUUUCUCCUCCCUAUCCUUUCUCUUAUUGGAGGAGUAAGUAAAAAGGGAAAGAACCAAGUUGAAUAGAUUAGGAACCUACGUUCGUCAUCAUGUUAGAAAAAUUGAGGAACUUAAACCUUAGACCUAGAAAUCACAGUGGAGAUUCCUCAAAAUGAAUUUUACAGCGGAGAGAGUAUAUUGAUAUAAUUAGCUGGCGGCAGGAUCCGCUUGAAACCAAAAACAUAUCUAUCUCAUCAAUUAGUUGUUACCCUGAUUAUUAACAACAAAGAAAUCAUGCUACGUGGUGCAGAAAAAGACAAGGGCUGAGUCCACGUCAUCGACCCGACACGUCAUCCGAAUCCCCGCCAAAAAUAGGGAGAUGUUGCGGGCGGAGAAACCUUUGAAUCCCCCCCAACGCCAACAGUGGCAAAAUUACAAAAAGAGUUUUAUCCCCUUCCCUUCCCUUCUUCGGAGACGGACGAAUCGGAUGGCCCAUUUCUUAUUCGCGUCGUCGGAUCAAUUAUAAAACGAGUCAAUUCAAAUUGUCUGUUUUCAUUCCAGUCAACUAUAAUUACCACAAAAUGAGUCAAUUUCAAAUUCGUCAAGCAAAAUUACUUUACCUAAAUUUUGUGCUGUCAAAAAAAUCAAUUUAACAAGAUUGA
Molecule: messenger RNA, 2831 nt
Organism: Linum trigynum
Lineage: Eukaryota; Viridiplantae; Streptophyta; Magnoliopsida; Malpighiales; Linaceae
Source: the annotation of a GenBank genome assembly